AUGGAGGCCGCCCUGAAUGGGUCUGUGCCGCCCAAAGUAGACGAUGAACAAACCAGGCGGCUGCGGCGUGCGCAGCUAAAGGAGCUCAACGAGACCCAAGCCGGCCAAGCGCCGGCCAAGGCCUUGGACUCUUCUCUCAAACGGCACACCGCGUUGAUCAAGCGAAUUCGCCAGUCGGUCGGCGUCGAGAAUCGCGAUCAAAUAAUCAAAGACAUAGAGACGUUGUCGUUGGAGAAGUAUGUGGAUGAGCUUGCUGGUGCUGCUCUGGAGGGUAUAGCGCGCUGCAAGACAGAGAAGGACGUAUGGAAUGCGGCGGAGGCUUUCACUCCCGAGCUCGUUUCUACGCUGUCUGCGGCAUUGGCUCCGCCAAACCGAGCUGCACUGGCGGCGCUCGCUGCGGAACAGCGAGAGAAGGAAGAUACGGCGCGAGUCACACGCCAACGGCCUGUACUACGAGUAUGCGCAGAGCUUGCGCUGGUUGGGAUCAUCAGAGACGCUCCUGAAAGAAGUGGUGGCGAGUGGAUGAUCAAGGCCAUUAAGGACCUGUUGUCGAACGAUCCUACUCUGUCUUCUCUGCCGCUUCUGUCGACGUUUUUGAAGUCCUUUGCUCGUCCUUACUUGGGCAUCACACCUCCUUCGACCGCCAAGCAGAUCUCGGCUUCUUCGGAACCAGGCACACUCUCCUCUGCCGCCACGGACGAAGCGAACGCGAAGGUCAACGGCGCGUUCCCGGCGCUCGUGAAGGAAGAGGAAGAAUUGGUCGAGAAGGAGAUCCGAGACAGAUUCAAGAAGAUGUGUGAGGGCUACUUCGAGAAUGUAUCGAAAAAACUGGUGCAAGAGCACAACCGGUUGCAAGAUCAAGACAAACGCAAUCACGAAGCAUACAUCCGCUCAGGAGAGAUCUUUGAGGACAGGCAGCAAGCAUACGAGAAGAUGACCAAGAGCUACGAGAAGCUACUAGCAAGUUGUCAGACCUUAUCUGAGCUCCUGUACCUACCCAUGCCUGCGCUCAAGACAGCCUCCCAGAGGACAGAAUCCAUCCUGAUCGGGGCGAACACAGGCAUCUCCGUGCCUGGGGGAGAUGUCGAGUCUGUGACCGGCGGAAAGUGGGAAGACGAAGAGGAGCGGCGGUUUUUCGAGGACAUUCCGGAUCUGAAAGACUAUGUGCCUAGGAGCGUCCUCGGUCUGGAGGGUGAGGCUGACGAGACGGCGGAUGUGGGGAACAAGGAGAAGGAGAAGAAGGAUCAAGAGCGGGUGCAAGAGGAAGUGAGGAAGCUGGAGGAAGAGCUCGCUGGUUUGAAGGUCAAUGAUGAAGGGCAGGCCAACGGGGUUGCGCUCACCGCUCAGGAUGACGUCAAUCCGAAAAGUGAAGAGGAUGAUGACGAAGACGACGCGCCCACACCUACCGCAGGCACGCCGAAGACUUCACCCCCCUCCACUCCCCAGCUCGCGCCUCAGGGCCCUUCUCAGAUGCUAACCACAUUACUCGCGCGUCUUCCCGACGCGACCAACCGAACCAUGAUCGAUCAAGCUGCAGUCGAGUUCGCGUUCCUGAAUUCGAAGGCGGCUCGGAAGCGGAUGGUGAAGUUCAUGUCCCAGGUUCCGAAGAGUCGCACAGAUCUCCUACCCCACUAUUCACGGCUCAUCGCGACUUUGAACAAGUACAUGCCAGAUAUCGGUCAAGACGUUAUCGCUUGGCUUGAUGAAGAGUUCAGGUACCUUCAGCGGAAGAAGAAGGUUGUCAUCGAGCUCGCUGAAGUUCGGCUGAAGAACCUAACCUUCAUCUCCACAUUGACGAAGUUUCGGGUCAUACCUCCCCAUGUCAUCCUGCACAUGUUCAAGGUGUGCUUGGACGAUUUCCACGGCACAAAUGUAGACAACUUUGCCAUCCUGCUGGAAGGCUGUGGACGCUUCCUGCUGCGAAGCGAUGAGACGAGGGAACCGUUCAGCAAGAUGCUGGAGCUCAUGCGCAGGAAGCAAAGCAUGCAGCACUUUGAUCAGAGGCAGCUGCUUCUUUUGGAAAACGCAUACUACCAGUGCAAUCCGCCGGAGCGCACAGCAAGGCAAGACAAAGAGCGUACGCCUAUGGAGCUCUUCAUCCGGCACCUCAUCUAUGACGUGCUCACGAAGAAGACCAUCGACAAGGUCCUGAAACUUAUUCGCAAGCUCGACUGGAACGACGAAGCUGUGCUCCGUACCCUGCACAAGGUCUUCACGAAGCCGUGGAAAGUCAAGUUCGGCAACGUCGCACUCCUCGCGAUGCUGACGUACGACUUGCAACGGUACCACCCGGCCUUCGCCGUCGCCGUCGUGGAUCAGGUGCUGGAGGAUAUCCGGCGUGGGUUGGAGCAGAACGUCUAUAGUAUCAACCAGCGGCGUGUCGCUACCGCGAAGUACCUUGGCGAGCUGUACAUCUAUCGCUUAAUUAGCUCGGGCAUUAUCUUCGAUACGCUGUGGACGUUCGUGACGUUCGGCCAUCCCGAGGGCAGACCUCUACCCGGCCAGCCAUGCCCUGUCGACAUGCCUGAUGACUUCUUCCGCGUUCGGCUUGUCUGUGUCAUCCUCGAUACUGUCGGCAUGUGCUUCGACCGAGGGACUCAGCAGAAGAAGUUAGACAAUUUCUUGAGUUUCUUCCAGGUGGGCAUAUCUUACGCAUCUCCGCCGAGCGCACUCAUAGCGCUUGCGGUGAGACCGAAGUUGACCAUGUUCAAGACUUUCGAAGAAGUUGCUCUGGCUGUGGACGAGAUGUUCAAUACGGCUUACCAGAAUGCUGGUCGAUCAGUAUCUACAGCCGAGGACAGUGGUGACGAUAGUGACAGAGAAGACGGUGAAGGGGACAGGCGUGAUGGCGGUGAAGAUGAAGACGAAGACCAGGCUCAAGCUGUCUCUCCGGUUGACGAGCGCGCCCCGUCUCCUGAAGCUGUCGUCCUUAAGGCCUCCCAGGAGAAUGUCGGACCCUCGGAGGAAGAUGACGCGGAGUUCGCUAGAGAGUUAGCGAAGAUGGAGAUUGAAACCUCCUCGGACGGGAGGAAGGUUGACAAGAAGACUGCCCUAGCCAUGUGGGACUCCAGUCUUCCUCCGCCUGUCUUGCGGAAGAAGCGCAAUGAGGACCUCGAGGAGGAGGACAACCUUGCGACUAACGCGGCUGACCAACCGGGGACUAUGACGUUCACCCUUUUCACGAAGCGUGGAAACAAGCCUCAGAGACACCAGGCCCGGCAGCUCGCUAUCCCUGCAGAGUCCACUCUGGCCGCACAGACUCGUGCAGCCCAGAUGCAGGACAAGGUUGAACAGCAACACUUGAAGAGGCUCGUCCUUCAAUAUGAACAGCGCGAGGAAACGGAUGAGAUGAAAGCUCUGGAAGCUCGCACUCGUAACGGGGCCGUCAAGAUACGAUACGGCGGAUAA
Fomitopsis serialis is the source of this 3408-nucleotide messenger RNA. Its product is annotated as ARM repeat-containing protein. Lineage: Eukaryota; Fungi; Basidiomycota; Agaricomycetes; Polyporales; Fomitopsidaceae. The coding region runs from base 1 to 3408 and encodes 1135 amino acids. The record is from RefSeq and is a predicted model, not a curated record. Gene Ontology annotation, cellular component: cytoplasm; exon-exon junction complex. Gene Ontology annotation, molecular function: RNA binding; protein binding. The transcript has 18 exons. Gene Ontology annotation, biological process: nuclear-transcribed mRNA catabolic process, nonsense-mediated decay.